Molecule: messenger RNA, 798 nt
Organism: Microthlaspi erraticum
Lineage: Eukaryota; Viridiplantae; Streptophyta; Magnoliopsida; Brassicales; Brassicaceae
Source: the annotation of a GenBank genome assembly
AUGGAGAUAUUCCGAAAGGCAGCGGUUGUACGGCUCCGUAGCAACAAGGAGAAAUACCUAAUCGCCGAUGAUGAUCAAGAAUCCGUUCAUCAAGACCGUCGGGGCACAACAAAAAACACCCGAUGGACGGUCGAGAUUGUUCCUGGAUCCAAUCUCAUCCGUCUCCAAAGCUGUUACGGCAAAUACCUUACCGCCACUAAUGUACAUUUCCUCCUCGGAGCCACCGGUAAAAAGGUACUUCAAACCUUACCGGAAAAGUUGGAUUCAUCGGCCGAGUGGGAGCCAAUAUCGGACAGUGGUAUACAUGUACGGUUCAAGAGUCGGUACGGACAAUUUGUAAGAGCCAACAAAGGAUUGCCACCGUGGAGAAACUCUAUCACACACGACAUUCCUAGUCGUACAGUCACACAGAGUGUUGAUGUUCUCCAAAUUCGAGUUAUCAAAGAUGAUGCUGAAUCUACUCAUAGUUCUUCCACAUUUUCACGGAUUGAGUCAGAUGAUUCGUUUACUAUGACUUUACCACCAAAUUCCGAAGGAAGGCUGAUAUGUUAUGAGAUCGGAGAUGAUCGUGGGAACAUAGAUAACGAAACAGAACAAAAAUCAUUGAUUUUCAAUGGAACCGAGUUAACAGAAUUAAAGAAGAGACUAGAGGAAGAAACAGGGAUCGAAGAUAUUAUGGUUUGCUCUAGAAAUCCUUUGAAUGAAAAGCUUUAUCCUCUUCAGUUGCAUCUUCCUCCAAACAACACAACAAUGCACAUCAUCGUCGUUCCUUCUUCAUUCGGUACAAAUUCUCUUUAA